Messenger RNA from Adineta steineri, 1632 nucleotides. NCBI's taxonomy places the organism in Eukaryota, Metazoa, Rotifera, Eurotatoria, Adinetida, Adinetidae. The record is from the annotation of a GenBank genome assembly.
AUGACUGUUGUCCUUGAUCAGGAAAGUAUAAAAAGUAAAGAAGCAUUUAUUAAUGAUAAUUCUUUCUCAAUUAACAAUAUUCAAGAAAAUUUAAAAUUAAGAACCAAUGAACGUAAUGAUCAGAAUUUACAAACUGAUUUGUUAGACACAUCAACAGAAAUGUCAUCAUUCAAUCCAUGUCGUAUGUAUUGUAAAUGUUCAACAUGUUUUAUACUUAGUUGUAUUACAUUCGUUAUGGGACUUAUUAUGUUAUUUACAUUUGAUCCAAUGGUGAACAAAAUAAUAGCAAACAAAAUGGCAAUUAUUGAAGGACGAGAAGGUCAUCAAUUUUGGAAAAAUCCACCAGCUGAAAUACAUCGAAAAAUGUACAUAUGGCAUUGUGCUAAUCCAAUUGAAGUACAAAACGGUGGUAUACCAGAUCUGAUUGAACGUGGACCUUAUGUUUAUCGAGAACAAUGGAAUCGAUCUAAUAUAUUUUAUAAUGAUGAUUUAAGUACACUUUCUUACAUUCCAAUAACAACACUUUAUUUUGAUCGAAAUCAAUCAGUCGGUCCUGAUGAUGUGUAUGUUACUGUUAUUAAUGUACCAUUAAUGGCUAUGGCACAUGAAAUUCAAUUUAAUUCUUCAGAAAUUCAAAAAUCUAUUAAUAUAUUUCUUCAUUUAUUUGGUACAAAAUUAUUUGUUAAUGUUACUGUUAAAGAUUUAAUGGAAGGUUAUACCGAUGCAUUAAUUGAAAUGGCUAGUUUAGUAAAACCCGGUUCAUUAAAAGACAAUAAAUUUGGAAUUUUACAACCUAGAAAUGGUUCAUAUUACCAAAAUUUUACUAUUAAUACUGGAUACAAUGAUAUUACUGAAGUCGCAAAGGUUAUUUCAUUUAAUGGCGUUCAACGCUUAAAUUAUUGGUCUACACCACAAGCAAAUAUGUUCAAUGGAACAGAUGGAUCAUUAUUUCCACCACAUUUAAAUAAAAAUAAAGAUGUUUAUUCUUAUAAUGCUGAUAUGUGUCGAUCUUAUUAUUUAUCAUUUUUACGUGAGAAAAAAGAUGGUUAUGUUACAUUAUAUGAUUAUCAUUUAUCAUCCAAUGUAUUUAAUAUGUCUCGAGAAGAAAAUCGUGGUUUUUGUGGUCAAGGUUCUUGUUUAGGUGAUGGUGUACUUAAUAUAAGUACAUGUUAUUCGGGAGUAUGGGGUUUUAUUUCUUCACCACAUUUUUUUCAAUCAGAUAUGAAAUUUCGUCAAGAUGUUCGUGGCAUGUAUCCAGAUGCGAAUAAACAUGAAUUUAUUAUGAGUUUUGAUCCGUUAACUAGUGUUCCAUUUGCAGUUAAUGUUCGAUUACAAUUAAGUUUCUAUAUGCCACGAAUACGAAAUAUAGAUUUAUUAAAAUCAGUCAGACCAAUAAUAGUACCAAUUGUAUGGUUUGAUGAUGAAGCACGUGUUACACCUGAAAUUCAUUCAAGAUUAUCGAUGUUAAUAUUAUCAUUAAAUAUUGCUUAUUAUGUUAAAUUUAUUUUACCAGCGAUUAGUAUGUUAUUGAUUUUAAUUACUUCGUUAUAUAUUUAUGUACAAUGGCAACGUAUUCAACGGGAACGAGUAAACUCGAAAGUACCUUUAUUAAAUGGAAAUAUUGAAACAUAA